AUGACCGACGCCGUCAUUGAAUGCUUGGGACUCACUCAAGAGGAGGAGAAGGAAAGCUUCCGGCUUGUGAGUAUCAUUCAUGCAAGAGCAAGGGAAUACAACUAUUGCAUUUCUUCAAUGAAGGUCACAUUCAAGACGGGAUGUCGUCGUGGUGACCAAGUGGUCAAGAGGUUCGGAGAGCCGGAGGGCAAGGGCGGUCACCAUGUACCUGUGUGGCUUUCAUACGAGCAGAAGGGGCUGCAGAUCAACUUUGAGGGAUUCUCUUUUGAGGAUCGACAGAAUAAGAUUACCUCCGUCAUCCUCUACUACAAGCAAUGA
Guillardia theta CCMP2712 is the source of this 318-nucleotide messenger RNA. RefSeq lists its product as hypothetical. Lineage: Eukaryota; Cryptophyceae; Pyrenomonadales; Geminigeraceae. The transcript has 5 exons. Bases 1 to 318 code for a protein of 105 amino acids. The record is from RefSeq and is a predicted model, not a curated record.